AUGAGAUUCUUUCAUGGCGAUAGUCCAGCCCGUGAACUUGAAUGUGGACAGCAGAAAGGUGGUAACUACUACUGUUCCGGAUGUGGUGCGUAUGCACAACAAGUUUAUGAGUUAGACUACCGUUUUCGCUGUCGAUGGAUGUCAUUGUCAGAUCGCCAACAGUUGAUGCUAAAUGGGCCCUAUGGUCGAAAAAAUUAUUUGGCAAAAGCUUACAAGCCCCUGCAGAAGUUGAAAAAACAGGAACUGAUAGCAGAAUUGAAUUCAAGGGGGAUUUUUGAAGGUGAGACAAAGUCAGAACUUGAAAAGCUUCUGCAAGAUGAAAUGCAUGGUGUCCAGCGGGUCCCUGCCUUGCUUUACAAUACACCUACCACUUCACUGGAAUCGAUUAACUGUGAGAACUAUGAGAUACUUUCCAUUAAACCUCUACACGACAUUGGCAAACACAUAGGGAAUGUCCUGACAGAACUCCCAGCCCACCUGCCAGCAGAAGAAGCCAAAGACGUAGAAGAAGUCAUCAAACUUUCAAUGGAAGGAAAAGAUACCAAGCGGACUUUUGAUUACCGGCGUGCUAUAGUCAUUCUUGCACAACAUCCUGCCAAGAUAUCAUCUCACCGUAUCCGACAACUCCUGACCUCUUUGGUAGAAAUUCAGAGGCUUGCUUACAGCUCAGAGAACGAAAGAACCCCCAAAUAA
Messenger RNA from Paramuricea clavata, 693 nucleotides. Lineage: Eukaryota; Metazoa; Cnidaria; Anthozoa; Malacalcyonacea; Plexauridae. The record is from the annotation of a GenBank genome assembly.